CAGUCUGCAGAUAUCUGGGAAACUAUUUUAGAAAGUGCAGAGAGAGAUGGGAGGAGAUAAGGGUCCGGUAUGCGUUACAGGUGGCACAGGGUUUAUAGCAUCAUGGCUCAUUAUGAGGCUCCUUGAUCAUGGUUACUCUGUCCGAACCACCGUGAGAUCUGACUCUGAGCAAAAGAAAGACACCAGCUUUCUUACGAGUUUGCCAGGAGCAUCAGAGAGGCUCCAAAUCUUCAACGCAGAUCUCAGUGAUCCACAGAGUUUUAAUGCACCCAUUGAUGGAUGCACCGGCGUCUUCCACGUUGCAACUCCGGUUGAUUUUGAAGACAAAGAGCCUGAAGAAAUAGUUACAAAAAGAGCAAUCGAUGGAGCGCUGGGUGUCUUACAAGCGUGCUUAAAUUCCAAGACUGUGAAGCGAGUUGUAUAUACUUCCAGUGGAGCAGCUGUUGUAUUGAAUAGCAACCAGGAUGUGGAUGAAAUGGAUGAGAGCUUUUGGAGCGACGUAGAUUUGCUCAAAGCUUCAAAGCCAUCUAGACAUACGGGCUCCUACAUGAUUUCCAAGACAUCAACUGAAAGGGCAUCCCUUGAAUUUGCAGAAAAACAUGGAUUGGAUGUCGUAACCAUAAUUCCUUCCUUCGUUGUCGGACCCUUCAUUUGUCCAAAGUUCCCAAGCUCUGUUCGCACAAUGUUGGCUAUGAUCUUGGGUGACAAGGAUCAAUAUAGUCUUCUUCUCAAUACAUCAUUGGUCCAUGUAGAUGACGUGGCCAGAGCAUAUAUUUUUCUUCUUGAAUGUCCUACUGCAAAAGGAAGGUAUAUUUGUUCAUCAGAUGUUGUCACAAUUGAACAGAUGUCUCAAUUUCUGUCUGCUAGGUACCCAGAAUUUCAAAUACCAACAUUAGAUUCUUUGAAGGAAAUUAGAGGGUAUAAAAUACCGACUCUCUCAACAAAAAAGCUGUUAGAUUCUGGCUUCGAAUAUAAGUAUGGGAUCAAUGAAAUGUUCGACGAAGCUAUUCAAUGUUGCAAAGAGAAGGGUUAUCUCUAGUUCAAUGCUAAAUGAUGUGUGUGUCCAGGAUGAGAGGAGUCUAGAGGUCUUAUAGUCCAAUAAGGAACCAAAGUUCCAGAGCGGUGUCCAAAUAGAGUCCAUCUAGGAACCCUAUUCCUAGUUAAUUAGUCAUUUAUUCUAAUUCCUAAUUGAAUUAGAACUCUUUCUAUUUUAUUGCGGAGUCAGUCCUAGUUGAUAACAAGAGGGUCAGUAGAAGUCAAGUGUAUUUCUUACUCUUUUAUGUAAUCAACCUUAUCGUUCUCCUAUAAAAGGAAGAACUAUCAAUAAAGAGAAGUAUGUUUAGGUAUUCA
Molecule: messenger RNA, 1350 nt
Organism: Corylus avellana
Lineage: Eukaryota; Viridiplantae; Streptophyta; Magnoliopsida; Fagales; Betulaceae
Product: vestitone reductase
Molecular function (GO): oxidoreductase activity, acting on the CH-OH group of donors, NAD or NADP as acceptor
Source: RefSeq, a predicted model, not a curated record